Molecule: messenger RNA, 2020 nt
Organism: Zea mays
Lineage: Eukaryota; Viridiplantae; Streptophyta; Magnoliopsida; Poales; Poaceae
Exons: 6
Biological process (GO): positive regulation of translational elongation; positive regulation of translational termination
Molecular function (GO): translation elongation factor activity; RNA binding; ribosome binding
Source: RefSeq, a predicted model, not a curated record
ACCCUCAGCUCCCACCCGCGCCACGGCCAUGUCUCCCGCCGUGAUCCCGCUCCCGCCCCACCAUCUUCGCCCCCCGCUCCGCUCUCCGUCGGUGGAAGGGUCACUACCGCCCCUGCCCUCGCCUCCGCAAUCCAUGGACGCCCCCGCCCCGAGACGUGCCCACACCUGUCUCGUUCUCCUCCUCAUCCCGGCGCUCCUACUACUCCCCUCCAUGGCGCGCAGGUUGUGGAGGUUUCUACCUCCAAGACUGGUAAGCAUGGCCAUGCCAAAUGCCACUUUGUCGCCAUAGACAUUUUCAAUGGGAAAAAGCUUGAAGAUAUUGUUCCUUCAUCACACAACUGUGACAUUCCGCAUGUGAACCGUACUGAGUAUCAGCUGAUUGAUAUUUCUGAGGAUGGAUUUGUGAGCCUUCUUACUUCAGAUGGCAACACUAAGGAUGAUCUUAGACUCCCAACUGAUGAGACUCUUGUGGCCCAGGUCUGUAUGGAAAUGUUUUCCAUCCUAAACGCUGCUUCUUAUUACGAUGUUAUUUUUAUAACGAUGUUAUUUUUCAGUCUAUCUCUACAUCCCUCUCCCCAUCUUGUUAUCACUACUAAUCCUUAAGAGGCUAACGAGGGCGUCCACCAGCUUCACCGUGGAAUUUUUUUUCUUAAUAAGUUUGUCCCAAAAAACUCUGUAUCAGCCUCUAAAGUACUUCAUGCAGUCUGUAAAUGUUGACUACCUACGAUAGUUAUUUGAUUAUUUCAGGCCUACCUCCUCGCCAUGCUCGCUCUCGUCAUUGUCCUCUUCUACUUCACUAUCUUCGCCUUUAUCGUCACCCACAGGGGGUACCAGGAACUGGGACAGGAUUAGGAGCUGCCUUCAGGACUCCAAGGUCUGUAGGAGCCUGCAGAACAAGAAUGAGAAGAUCGCACACCUCUCCCAGAAUGAAUGCAGAUUGAUGGGAAGUUGCAUUCACAAAGUAACUUAUUCAGUUCGGCAGCUCUGCUAACACUCUUCACGAAUAUCACAACUUGGUUGAAAUCAAGAGCGUCCAAGAGAUCAUUCAGUUUCCAGUUCUUCUCUACCUCGCUAAGUUUUAUAUAGUGCUGCAAAAAUAUACGAUUCCAAUUAUUUAGAGAAAACAAAUAAAAAAAAUGUGCACGACUCAAAUGCAGAGUAUUAUUGUAUUACCUGUACAAGACCAUGGAGGGUCAACUUUGCCUCAUCAUCAACAUAUAUUUCCAUCGGAUGUAAGGGAACAAAUGAUACAUGAAACAAAUUAGCAUUCCAGCGUCAGUCUUGCAGUAUAUAUACCAAUAGACCCCCUCUGUCAGUACAUGCAGCCUCCAUACAGAAGUUCAGUUAUGCACUGUUCAACACUAGAUUCUCUCCAAAUAUGCUUAAGUUUUGCAACAGUGCUUCCAAAUACAACUCCAGCAGAAGAAUUCUUUCUCCACCCGCACGAGAUAGUUGGAGAACCAACACCAGUGAAGUCCAAUUAAGUGAAACCAAGUGAACAUUGAGUGUGCAGCAAACUGGAGAUGUCGACCAGGAGCUCGGAGACCGCAUCUUCAGGACAGAAGCAAAGAGAACUUACUUAUGUACUACAAAUGGAGACACUGAGGAAUAGAAUCCUCCCACCUAGAAAGAGCAGAAGACACAACUACAACUCCAAAGCUGGUAGAUGACUAACAGCUACAGGAGGACCACCACAGGAGCAAUGGGAAUAAAAUACGACGACUUUGGAAAGGAGAGCUGGAGAAGGCUGCAGGGCAUUACAUCUUGCAUAAAUUUCUUGCAUACAGGACGGAUCUCCUUGCUGAGCGUUGCUGAAAACAUCAUGACUUGCUUAUCAUGAGGAGUCAUUUUGAAGAUCUCCUGAACAUCUCUCCGCAUGUCUGCAUAAUACAUAUAUUUGUCAAGGAUAGCAAUUAUACUUUUCUCAUAACAAAAUUUAUAUGUAUAGACAGGAUCACCAAUGGAUUACAAAAAACUUUUCUCAUAACAAUAUAACAUAUUUAUAUAUAAGUUAUCAUGA